GCCAACAUGUCCCAGCUACACCAGUCCCACCUGCCUGCGCCUGGUCCAUAUCCCUCCCAACCUGUCCUUGAAGGGCCGAAUGGCCUAAUUCUACCCCUAUCACUUAUGACUGCUGCACAUGCCGAAUAACCAGACACCUGAUUGUUCGGAAUAGUUGACUCUCCCCCUCUGGCUGCAGCGAUCGCCUUCGCCACUGAGGGGCAGCUCCACGACUAAAAAGCAAACAGGAAAAAGAUCAACCCGCUUAAACUGACAACUGUUUGAAUUCAAACCCUUCGCAUCGGCUGACAUUUUAUCUGCAAGAAAGUUUGUCAUUAAAGCAGAUUCCCCUGCCCUUGCCUGCAUAGAUUUUUUUUUGUUACUGCAAAAAAUCAAAUGCAAAGUGUUUAAUAAUUUCAAAAUCCUCCAGUUGUUUUUAAAACAAAAAUAUUCUUCUUAAAAUUACUUCUCUCUGCACCACCUCCCCUCCUAAAUGCCAAAAGCCAUGGACACGCGAAGGAGGUCGAGACGUCUGCAUCAGGGACAGAUCCAGAGUCCAGAGCCUGGAGAUUCUGGGAAGGAGGUGGAAGAGGUGGUGGAGCCAGAAGCAGAGGAUAGAUGGGCGACCCACCCCCAGGAUUUGCUGGUUCUCACUCCCAGGAACCCGAUCCGGGCCAGCUCCAGGAUUCCCAAGAGCAGCGGCAGCGGCCGCUCCGCCUUGGUAAAAGAGGAGAAGGCUGAGCCCCCGGUCAGCAUGAAGCCGAUGGCGGUCGUGCUGGAGAAGAUGAAGAUGCCCCCGCCAGCGGUGGAAGAGCAGGAGACGGAGGACAAGAUGGAGGUGGAGGUGGACCAGCCACCUCGCUUCGUCGCCCCCCCUCCGGAGGCCCAGCCGGACUUGAGGUCAAUGAGGUCCAGCCUUCAGAAGCUGCGGGAGAAAGUUCCGGACGAGCCGGUGAGAAGGUUUUCACGGAGCGUAGAGCCAAGGAUUCCAUCGAGACGUCCCAAGCCACAGGAAGAUCGAGGGUGGCGUCUCGCCCUGCUCCGUGGCUCUCCUGGUCCUGGGGGCCCUGGUCCCUCGCCCUGUGCCCUGGCCCUCGGGGGCUGGUUUCUGAUCCGACACAGGGAGCCCGCCUCACAGGACAGCUGCAGUUUGACCCUGCUGGAGAGUAUUCCUGAGGGGCUGCACUAUCCCGCCACGGACCCCCGCCACGAGACCACCUACAAGGCCUGGUCUGAGAUGCUGGUGCAGGCCACCCAGUCCGUGCAGAUAGCCGCGUUUUACUUCACGUUGCGGGCGGCAGGAGCUGGCCAGGGGGCAGCCGGCACUGCGGAGGUGAGGACCAAAAACCUGCUCCUUCCCCCCCACUCGCCCGCACCCCUGAGACCACCCCCCUCCCCCUCCCGUACCCGCACCUGUGGGAGGGGCACGGGUGCUGCUGAGUUACUGGCGGGGUUGAACGCACGUGGAGUUGGCCUCAGGAUUGCCGUGAACGGCCCACAGACCUCCCAGACCGACACCGACUAUCUGGCCCUGAAAGGAGCUGAUGUCCGUGAGGUGCCCAUGAAGGAGUUGACCGGUGGGAUUCUCCACACCAAGCUGUGGGUGGUCGAUGGGAGACACGUUUACCUUGGCAGCGCCAACAUGGACUGGCGCUCGCUGACGCAGGUGAAAGAGCUGGGCGUGACCCUGUCCAACUGCAGCUGUCUGGCCCAAGACGUGGAGCGGAUCUUUGGGGCCUACUGGCACCUGGGCUCGGAUGGGGCCUCCAUCCCGGCCUACUGGCCCAACGCCUACACAGCCCUGUCCAGCAGGCAGCACCCACUCAAGCUGAAGCUCAACGGCCUUGAUGCCAGUGUCUACGUUACGAGCGCCCCUCCCCCGCUCUGCGCGGCGGGCCGGACCAGUGACCUGGACGCCAUCUUGCACGUGAUCGAGGACGCCAGGGACUUUGUCUACAUCUCCGUCAUGGACUUCCUCCCUCUCUGCAGCUUCUGCCACCCCAAGCGGUUCUGGCCGGCGAUCGAGAACGGACUGCGUGCGGCCGCCUGUGAGCGCGGGGUGAGGGUCCGCCUGCUGGUCAGCUGCUGGCCUCACACCUACCCCCCCAUGCUGGUCUUCCUGGAGUCCCUCAACAUCCUCGCCAAGGAGCCGUUGGGCUGUAGUGUCGAAGUGAGAAUCUUUCAGGUUCCAUCCACAGAGGAGCAGCUGAGAAUCCCCCACAGCAGAGUGAAUCACAACAAGUACAUGGUGACGGACCGCGUGGCCUACAUUGGCACCUCCAACUGGUCUGAAGACUACUUUAUCCGGACUGCCGGAGCGGGGCUGGUGAUAAACCAGACCGGGAUCGGAGCCGGCAGCAGCGGCAGCACCGGCACAGUGCAGAGCCAACUCACGGCCGUCUUCCUGCGAGACUGGAACUCCAACCACACUCUGGAGCUGGGCAGCAGAGGGGUGGAGAAGUGCCUGCACCCCCAGGAGUAGGAGGAGCAGUGAGCGGUCCCGCGGGGCGGAAGC
Messenger RNA from Leucoraja erinaceus (little skate), 2494 nucleotides. RefSeq names its product 5'-3' exonuclease PLD3-like. The coding region runs from base 473 to 2461 and encodes 662 amino acids. The transcript has 14 exons. NCBI's taxonomy places the organism in Eukaryota, Metazoa, Chordata, Chondrichthyes, Rajiformes, Rajidae. Gene Ontology annotation, molecular function: catalytic activity. The record is from RefSeq and is a predicted model, not a curated record.